Molecule: messenger RNA, 12102 nt
Organism: Chilo suppressalis (striped riceborer)
Lineage: Eukaryota; Metazoa; Arthropoda; Insecta; Lepidoptera; Crambidae
Source: the annotation of a GenBank genome assembly
ACGGAUUGUUAAGUGACUGUUUAGUUUUGAGUUUAGAUACAAAGUCAAAACUAUCAAUAGCGUUUUUCGAUAUUUUACAUUGAUAUUAGUAGAGUUUAUUUUUAUGAAAGUACUGAUUAACAUAUCGCAAUUUUGAGACCCUAUUAAAAAUCAUGGCAAUACGUAAUCCGAGAUUACCACUAUUACCUGGAUAUGGAUCCAAUCCACUCAUCGGCAAGAAGAAUUUCGGCGUGAGACCGGUGUUCACAUCGAUAGACAAAGUGAACAUGCUGGUCGAUAAGACGGAGACGGUCAACCGCGUGCCUUCGCUCUAUGGACGAAAGCAAGCCCCCGACCUGCCCACCUGGAUCAUGUACGACAAACAUAUAUUACGCUUUCAAGGAUUCUUCCAACAAACUCUCCAAGAGAUGAGAAGUGGUGCGCAUGUCUUGAGGAAAGUUGACAUAUUCUUCUUUUUAGAAGAUGGCACAAUUAAAGUUAUGGAGCCAAAAACUGAAAAUAGUGGUUUACUGCAAGGAACAAUGAUUAGUCGUCAAAGGAUUCGACUCCCGCACAGUUACGAUUUGUAUUACGAUGUCCUUGAUCUUAAUAUUGGACGAGAAGUCACUUUCUUCGGUAAAGUGUUCAAGAUUGUAAAUUGUGACAAUUUUACAAGAGUAUUCUUAAAUCGUCUCGGGAUUAACGUGCCGGAUCCUAUACCCUGGCCUGACGCUGUUGAAAGAACACCAACGACCGGUAAACCUCCUAAGCAUAGGCCUUUCAAGCAGUUUUUAGAUUUUGAUAGACAAGUUUUGAGAUUUUAUGGUUACUGGGAUGACCGAGAUUCGGAAUUUGGAGUGAUACAUUUUUUGGAAAUCCAUUAUUUCUUGGCAGAUGACACUAUUGAAAUAAAGGAGACCAUGCCUCCUAAUUCAGGCGUUGAAGCAGGACCAAUGUUUUUGAAGAGAAUGCGCUUGCCUAGGAAUGUCCCAUCUCGUGUUGAAAUGACCGGUGGUCUGAAAGUUGCGUCGUACAGUCCAGCAGAUUUGAGUAUCGGAGCCGUUCUCAAUGUUUUCGGCCGCAAUGUGGUGCUGACUGACUGUGAUACUUAUACCAAAGAGUAUUAUCGCAUCACUUACGGAUUUGACGCUUUCACUCCUCUGCCAAUACCAACGGAUGAAGACAAACAAAGAGUCAGCACGAGUAUGGCUGAUAGACAGCUACCCCCCUGGAAUGGAUACGGUUCAUAUGACGACUCGGCUGAGAAUUGUAGGACAGUGGAACCAAAGGCCCCGCACAAAGACUUCAUAAAAUUUCUCCAUAAAGAUCGCGUGGGUUUUGACUCCCAUAUACUGAGAUUUGCAGCGCGUCUUAUAAAUGACGAGCCUGUAGACAAGAGAAGAUAUUUUAUAAUUAAAUAUUUUCUAUGUGAUGAUACGAUUGGAGUGUUUGAAUUGGGUGAACGAAAUUCUGGAUUCAAGGGAGGGAAGUUUUUUCGUCGAGACAAAAUGUAUUUGCCAGACGUGGAAUUCUUUGUGCCUAAAGAGCCUCCAUCGUACACUGACAAGGAUAUGUGGGUCGGUAACGAGCUGGUCAUCAAUAAGCACCGGUUCCGACUCAUCGCCGCCGAUGAGUACGCGCUGCGAUAUAUGGAGUUAAACGCUGAACAGUAUCCCAUGGCGAAUAUAGCGCUGAUAAUGGACAAGAUACGACGAACCCUCGCUUCCCAAGAGAAUGGUUAUAAAAAUUUCGUCGCGAAAUACAUGGAAGCUGUUCUUCCUGGUAAAAGGGAACUGAUGUCUGUCAGAUGUUUUAAGCAAGCUCUGAAAGAAGUUAUGUGCGAAAAAAUGACGGAACAUGAGUUUUUGACACUUAUAAGAUAUUUUCGAGGUGACCCUGGAAAAGAGAAGAGCCCUAGGCGUGAAAGGAUACGGUCGUUAGUGUUUACGGAGUUGACUCGAGGACUAUGGGACGACCGGGAAAGGCUUCGCGAGGGCCUCCUGCACGCGGACGAGACUGGCAAGGGCAUUUUGACCGUUGAUAAGAUGCGGCAGUUGCUUCGAGCGCACCGGUUGCCGAUCAACCCUGAUCUUAUGGACUGUAUGCUACAAGUGUUACAAAAGGAUGAGAAAUGCAACAUUCAAUACGAAGACUUGAUGUCGUUCUUGGACUUCCAGACCCGACCGGUGUACAACCUCAGCGAGUGUGACUAUGAGAAAGUAGUUAGACAUGCGCCUCCUCUCAAAGACACAGAGUGUAAACUAUGGGCUGAAGCAGAAACAGUGAUUCAAGAAGGCUACGUAAACUGGAGCGGAUUCCUCUGCCAACUGAACCUGGAACAUCUCGUAAAGGAACAGACGUAGGCUAGGAGCGGGUGGUUCCCAUGAAGAAGAUCGUCAUGAGCAAUUAUUCAAGCCUUUGGAUCUGUACCGAUUUGGCAUCAAUAUCAACUUCCUUCGUUUUCUCGAUAUAUAUUUAUCGUGUUAAAAUUGCGAUUAUAGGUACGUCCUUCGUUUAUUGCUCAUAAGUUUCUUGGUCAAAACAUAUAAAAAAAAACUUUAUAACAUUUGUAUUUGUUUAAAAUUAUGAUGUUGUAAAUUAAGAACCAUUGGUAUAUCUAUUUAGUUAGUGUGAGCGUAAAUUAAAGAUAAUUAUUCAGUUUUUAAAUUCUGUAUUUUUUUUCAUCACAAUAAAUACUAUUAAUUGACAAUACAUUUCUCAUCACAAUUCUCACUUUUAAUUUCAAUUUAUGUAUAUAUGACACAUUCACUGUUGCAAAUGUAUUUUCACAACAUUGAAAAAUGACUUGUGAUGUUAUAUUACCUAAAUAUCUUACAAUGACAUGGUAUUGUGAUAGUUACGUCAACUUAAACAAGAAUACAUUAGUCAAAAGUUUAAUAUCACAAUUAAAUUCAUCGUACGUCAUAGAUUUUUUUACGAAAUAAAUAACUUAAAACUAACUAACUGACUUCAUUCUAAUAGUAUUUGAUUUCCAUUUGAGGCUUGCAUUUUAUAUGUAAGUACAUUUAUUUUAAAUGAUUUUACUUAUACUUUUAUAUUUUGUAAAUACUUUUGGCCGAUACGAUGGUGUCAAAGUUUUACAUAAUUUGUCAACCUUAGUUUUUCAAUCACUUUGUUGCACUAGUGUAUAGUUCAUACAUUUAGAUAAGUUCGGCAUAUUUUCUGUUCAAUUAAAAUGCCUAUAUCAUAAUGGAAAGGCCAAUAAUUUUAUGAAUUCGCGAGAGUAAGAAAUUUUUUCUUAAAUAUGAUAAAAUACUCCGUAGAAAAGAAAACAACAAAUAUCUAUGUGGUUCUUGUGAGAUACAUGGCACAAAGUAUUCACUCGAUUCUCUGAUGUUAUAUGUAUGUCUGUUACAAUUUUGUAUCUCUAAGGUCAAUACUUUUCGGUUACAUAAUAAUUUAAUAUAAGCACUAUUAAUAUAAACGAGGUAAACAGAAUUAUUGUGUAAUUAAAAUAUUUUAAAAGUAGGAAAUUAUAUUUUAUGACACUGGACGGAUUCAUUAAAAAAUAAUAUCAAAUUUCUACCUAAACAUAUACAUAUUUACAAUUGAAAUGUUAAAUUACCUAUCUAAAUUAUAUAAACAACAUUUAUUAUUGUUUUUGGCCUAGUAUUAAUUAGUGUCACAUUACACCAGGCACGUGCUAAUGUCCUUGUUGGAGAUCACAGCGCGGAGUGCGAGGUUCUCAUUGAAUCGAUCGCAUUUGCGUAAACGCGAAAAUGAAUGAAAGUUUGAAUACGUUUCAGUUCCAAGUAAAGAAACGACAAUUUUAUAAUGCAAAAAUAAUUAACAGAUUCAAAAAUCACAGUCGGCAUUCACAGAGUUCGAGUUGUGAGUUAUAAAAAACUCUAUCUAAAUGACGUGUAUGUAACAUAGGCUAUGAAAAAAGGCAAUCAGUGGAAGAUUCAGGUGGACGCAAUCGAAUUUAAAAACUCUCACUUUUUAUUGAGUUUUUAACUACCUGGAUUACGUUUGCGUCAAUGUAAAUUCUUAUGGUGUUCCGAUGUGUGCCAUCCAGUGGCUGGUAAAUACGUACCUACUGAAAAAAUAACAUUUACGCAUAAAUGCAAUCGAAUGUUAAAUCUCACACUGCUCAAAGUAGGCGCUAACAACAAUAUAUCUACACUUUUGUUCGUUAAAAUCACCACAUAUCCUUCACUCGUUCUGUGGCUGGUAUUUGUGGUCGAAAUCUGUAAAAUAAAAUUUGGCUUUAGUAAAUAAUAGUGGAUGAUGUGAAGUGCAAAUUAUUAUGAAGUGGAAUCUAAUAAUGCUACAGUUUUUCUUGAAAUUCGUAGCGUAUUUCAUAGAUGAUCAGUCUCUCUCUUAUUAAAUUAUCAUAAAGAUAGUCAAAACGCAAAAAUCAGUGUAAAGUGAUAUGACUAAGAACCUUGGGCAAUACCACUUGGUCUACCAUUAUACCACAAUCUACUAUUCGCGCUCAAAACGCUUAAAAAUGCCUUUUUAUCCUACUAAUAUUAUAAUAUGUAAGUUUAUAUUGUUUAAAACUUUCAUGGUCACGAAUAUUAUAGAAAUUCAUGUUAUUUACGGGAUUGUUACCAUGUAUCGUGAUUUUAGCGAGUUUCCGAUAUUUCGGCACUGUUGCAAGCGCCAUCAUCACGGAAUAACAUUGGAUGUAAUUUAGAAUACAUAUAGUUUUAUUAACUGAAUUGAGACAUAGGGUAGGUUUUAUCUCGAAAAAUAAAAUCGGGAUCUGUACGGGGGGAUGGCGGGUGCGGCGGCGACAUCUUGAUGGCGGUGCUGUUGCCGUUGAUGCUUGACACCGAGUGUACUCUGUAGUGUGUCAUGUGAGAAUAAGGCGGGACCUGUACGAGGGGAUGGCGGGUGCGGCGGCGACAUCUUGAUGGAGGUGCUGUUGCCGUUGAUGCUCGAUACCGAGUGUACUCUGUACUGUGCCAUGUAAGAAUAAGGCGGGACCUGUACGGGGGGCUGGCGUGUGCGGCGGCGGAGGCGUCGGUGGCCUGCGGCGACAACUUAAUAGCGGUGGUGUUGCCGUUGAUGCUCGACCCCAGACUCGACGCCAAAUGUACUCUAUAGUGUGUCAUGUGAGAAUAAGGCGGGACCUGUACGGGGGGACGGCGGGUGCGGUGGGUUCGGCGGGUGCGGCGGCGACAUCUUGAUGGAGGUGCUGUUGCCGUUGAUGCUCGACCCCAGACUCGACGCCGAGUAUACUCUGUACUGUGUCAUGUGAGAAUAAGGUGGGACCUGUACGGGGGGAUGGCGUGUGCGGCGGCGGGGGCGUCGGCGGCCAGCGGCGACAUCUUAAUGGCGGUACUGUUGCCGUUGAUACUCGACCCCAGGCUCGACGCCGAAUCCGCUCUGUGGCGUGUAUGGAAUACAGACAAAGUGUAUUAAGACAAGUGAAUAUUUUCUUAUUCGUUUGUUUUGAGACUCAUUUUCUCGAAAUAUGGUUUGAACUAGCAAAGCAAUAGGGUUGAAAUCCAGAUCAAUGUCUUUUUGAUACGUGAAGAAAAAAUCUUUUUGAAUUAAAUUACAUUUCCGAAUAUGUACCAACUUGAUGAGGGUAACGAAUCUCUAUCAGAUGGACGGACGAUUGCAAUAUUAGUUUCAUUCGCAUGAUCUUUAUCCUGAUGCUAUUUGGAGCCCAGGAACGUAACUCUAUUUUCUUAAUGUAUUACUAUGAUACUAAGAACCUUUGAGGCAGUACCGCCAUAUACAUUAUGCAUAUAUUUAUAAGUAUGACUGUUUUAACAAUUAUUAGGGCUCAUGCCUUCCAUAAUUUUAGAAAUAUUUACCUAUCAAUCUGCCUCCUAAAGAGCGGAUAUCUCCAGGGCGAGUUGGGCUUUCUCUGCUCGUGCUGGAAAGCGGGGUUGUCGCGCCCGCGCUCGCUUUCGCUCACCACUGACAUCGAAACCUGCCCCUCGGUAUCUUUCGUUUUCGAUGAUAGCCUCCUGAAAAGUUGCAUUUACUGGGAAUCAUAUCUUUUUUUCUGGGAGGAGUAUUAUACCUACGAUGCGAAUUUAUAAAAGGGGUUUUUUGUAUGUCAAAACAACAAAAGCUGAGCUAGAAGAGAAGUUUAAUGGCAGCGCAGUGGUUAGCGCGUUCGAUAUUUGAUCGUGCUAAUAAUGUAAUUUUCUGAAUUUCAGGAUGAAAUGACCAAAACUUCACUAUCUCGAGCUCGUUAUUGCUUUUGGAAGAGUUUGCAAGGCACAUUAAGCGGUUGAUCCUAGUUUUGUAUAUGCAGGCGUUAGCACCCAUUAAUAAAAGGCCUGUGCCUCAUAAGUGGCAACAUUAAUAUGCUGAAGAUGAUGACAAAUCAAAUAUAAAUAAUUCAAUUCUGAUGUGAUUACGAAAAUUCGCAAUCUAAUAAAUCACAUCAAGUUCUAACCUGAGUAUUCUAGACGGUAGAGAGCUUUGGGUUUGCGGCCGUGCUCUCUGCCGGCUGUCAACAAUGAGCACGUGUCUGUCGUACGGCGUGUCGUAGUCCACUUCAAGCACCGUCGAGAACCGAUGCGGCCAUGCCAGGUCCAGUGCGGCUAUCAGCAGGCCUACAACCACGCAGAUGCUACCUGAAAUAUUAUAGGAAUCAUAAUUAUCUGUAAUACCAACAAGUCAGAUCAUAAGUCGGCAAGUAAUUUUAAGCCACGUACGGACAUAGUUUUUUUUUUCUGGAGGUCAGAGAGAACAAUACAUGCGAUGAGUACCAGCCAAAAGCACCAUCCUAGCAAGAAGAACAGCAUCGACGACGACGGGAGCGUGAGGUAAAGACGUCCAGUAGCGACGUCCAGUAGCCGCCCGCACAACGUCACGCAAACCAUCGCCAUCAUGUACGUGUAAUAACGUGACACCAUCACUAGCAGCAAGUUACCACGAAACACGAUACGAAAAGAGAAUGAAAGUGUAGGGAAUAAUGUCUGCUUUGAGUACUAGUCAGAAACACCAACGUAGCGGGAAGAACAGCAUCGUUCUGCCACCGCGCACAGCAUCACGCCAACUGUCGCCAACGCUUAAGUGCCAUACCGUGUCACGACCACUAGCAGCAAGUUCAUUAGUAGGCAAAACAUAUAUACGAAGGAAAGAAAAGCAAAGAGGAUAAUACCUGCGAUGAGUACCAGCCAGAAGCACCAUCCUAGCGAGAAGAAUAGCAUCGCUCCGUCGAGUCGCACAAUAAGCGGCGCGUGCGGUAGAGACGCCCAGUAGCCGCCCGCCGCCGCGCACAGAGUCACACCGACCGUAGCCAUCGCAUACGCGCCAUACCGUGGCACUACCACUAGCAGCAAGUUCAUUAGGAGCCAAAACGCUAAUGCUGUCCUGCAAUAAAAUAAUAUUAUGUUUAAUACCGACUUGUUUCUGAGAACUCCCCGGGUUAAAGUCAAUUGAGGGUCGCGAUUAAGUCCAUACUACGUCAGAAGGUAAUUAAUAUCUCGGCUGGUAUGCUCAAAAGUCGUGCUGGGUGGUUAAGUGUUCCGCCACUGAUAUCAACGAGUGUAAUGAGAUUCGAACUUUACGCAGUUGUGAAAUUAGCAGUUAGAGCAGUUUCUCUCACUGCUAACGCAGUCGCAAUUUAGUGACACCCCGCGCGCACCUACAUUUUUUAUACUGUGCGCAAACUUCACAGCCGCCAUUAAGUUUUGUAUGGCCACUCAAAGCUAGCUCGCGUGACAAUUCGUUAACUGAAGCACUCAUCGUCCGCCACCUUUCAGCAGUAAUGUUCUUAUCGUUCGCCUCAUUCCAGCAGAAAUGUUGUAAAGUGUGAUUAAAUUGGUACCAUAACCGAGUAGAGGUGGUGUACUGUAUUUGGCUUUCGUGUUGAGCUGCGAAGUGCUGGGCCACCGACAGCACUGGGUACGGCAGGCCUCGCUUGACUCUAGCCCAGCAUGGUACCAUUCGCCCGCCUCCUCCCAGCAGAAAUAUUUUUUUAAUUGAGAUUAAUUUCGUACCAUAAUAGAGUAGAGGUGGUGUACCCCGCAGCUCGGUACUUGGCCCCCCACUCGAAGCCCUCGUGUUGAGCUGCAAAGUGCUCCGCAACUGACAGCACUGGGUAUGGCAGGCCCCGCUCUAGACCGGCGCGGUACCACUCCUGCAUCGCGCCCGCCUCCUCCCAUCGGAACUGCUCGUUGUAGUCCACGCCGGGGUCACCUAUAGUUGUAUUGCCCCAUGAUAACGCUGUAAAAUAAAACGAUUGUUUUCUAAUUAAGAUAAAUUACCAUUACACCGUUAUUACACUAGACAAUGAAGUUUUUUUAAGGCGAAUAACGAGGAUAGCUCUGCAGUCAAAUGAGGAUAGAGUCGCUCCAUAAAUACUACUGCUUUAUCAGAUACAGUGUAAAAUAAAAAGUUUAUGGCAUCUGUGAAGUUAGCAGCGAGCGCAAUAAAGCGCAGUUUCAUUUCAGUGACAUACCGCGUGCGGCGGCGCGUGCCCUGAUUUUUAUUUUACAUUUACUGCGUUGCGACUUGCUCUUCAUCGAUGGCGCAGUGGGUUAAUGGAAUUAGUCUGCUAUCGCGGAAGCGAAGGGACUUUCGAAUUAUCAGACCAUAAGAUAGGUGAUCAAUAAUUAAAAUGACAGCCGGGUAAACUUCACCAGUGAGCGUGACAUUGACGUGUUCUAAGCCCACAUGCACGGCCAGCCAGCAGUCCAGCCGUUCCGCGGAGAAGGCGUGGUACGUGACACUGGAGAUGCGCGACCCGACCUCGUCUUGCUCUAACUUCUCAGCUGCCAUUACGUUAGAUUGACAGUAUAGGUACCUAGUAAAGAUAUUGAACUAGGUAAUUGAACUAGGUAAACCUCACCAGUGAGCGUGACGUGGACGUGUCCUAAGCUCACAUGCACCGCCAGCCAGUAGUCCAGUCGUUCCACGGAGAAGGCGCGGUACGCGGCACAGGAGACGCCCGACCCAGUCACGACUUGCGGUAAUUUCAUAGUCGCCAUUAAGUUUGAAUCGCACUAUACUCAGCAGAAAUACUUAGCCGGUUGAACCUCACCAGUGAGCGUGACGUUGACGUGUCCCAAGCCCACAUGAACCGCCAGCCAGCAGUCCAGCCGUUCCGCGGAGAAGGCGCGGUACGCGGCGCGGGAAACGCGGGACCCCGCCACGUGCCAUGACGAACUGUGCUUACACACUGCAAUAUAAGACAAAAAAAAAACGGAAUCGGAAUCAUAUGAGAGAACUUAGCAUUAUCCUGCGAUUUCGUGUGCAUUAUGAAACUAUAAAAGUGGAUGUGAAUUCUUUUUUCGAAACUGGUUUCGAAAAAUGCCGAAGGGGAAAAUUUUAGCAGAUCUGCCCAUGGAAAAAUAAGUCCUUUCGUUUGUUAAGAAUCCCAUAGAUUAAAGGUAUAUUAUAUUGCAGCUCUAAACCUAAUUUAAUAUAGGUACUAGAAGAAAUUCGACUGGUAGCUUAGCGAUCAGUACAUUUUCCAGGAGGGCGAAGGUCGCAGAUUCGAUUCAGCCUGAUAUCGAAUCGAAAAAAUGUUUUAUUUUAUUUAAUUAUACCGUUUUGUUCGCCGGCUCUAAAUCAGCUAUAAAAUUAUACUUUAAAGGGCUUUGUUAUAGCGCGUUACGUUGUAGAAAACACGAAUGAAAGUUUAUGAUAAUUAUGAUGAUGUCAUUUGAUGGCAGCUUUUACUGCUUUGUUUUUUAUUAUCAUAGAUUUUGGUAUUUAUUCACUUAGAAACAAACGAUUUGCGGUAAAGGAUGUUUCUUUCAAUAUAUUUACGAAAUUAUUCAUCAACAAUCAUUGGUCAAUUUACACCGGAGCGUUAAACUUAGUGUUCACCACAGAUAAGUAAUUAGAUGCUAACGUAAUCUUUACGAUUAACCGCCAGUGAUUUUCAAGUAGCAUAAGAAGCAGGUUACCAAAGUUGAUAGGAAAACAAAUGAAUAAAUAAUGUCCGAAACUAACGGACACACCUAAAUUAUACUGAAGCGUACAAAUCAUUUCAGCUUAUCUUUAAACCUACUAAUAAGAUUUGCUUUGGUUUUUGUGAAUAAUUCCUUCUAGCUAAUCUCAAGUUUGUUUUAGAAAUAACGCGAACUAUAUAAUAACAUCCUAUAAGGUUUGUUUUAAAUAUCUCUACAUGAAGUACAACUAUUUAUUGCGAUUUAUCAAAGCUUUUUGCAAGUCAUUGUUAGUUGUAAAAGGUACCUAAUUAUAAGCUCAUUGUUUAAGCUUAAUUAGGUUUCAUUGUAUCUAGAAGACUGUAGGUGUAUUAGUCAAUUUAAAAUUAUUAAUUUAAAUUGUGUUUGAAGCCUUGAUAUAUGUGAAGUAAAUAUGAGUAUUUUGAUAUCUUUAAUUGAGAGUAGUGUCAUUGAUAUUAUUAUCAAGUGAUUGGCGGUGACGAAACCAAUAUCAUAUGAUCAAUAAAUAACCGAUCAUUAACAAUGCAUAGUUAACAAAUUGAGUUUGUUAUUAUCUAGUUAUUGUUUUUAUUAUAACUUCACAAUAUUUGUGAUAGGAAUCUAAUAGUCUAAUUCGUACAAUGAUCUGAAUGAUAAUUUUCAUGAUUAAUAAAUUAGAUUUUGGAUGUGUUUAAAUAAAUAAGGUAGUAAAGUUAAAUACAGAUUUUUCACUAACAUUAAUACCAUUGAUUGAGGUCGUGCAAAUUAUAUUAUCGUAGCGUGAUAGCUACUACUAUUUUUGCUUUCAAAUGGUUUUAAGGCGGCGAUCAAGUAUCAUGUAUAUUGAUGCUGAAACAAAGAAGAUCGUUUUCAGAAUUCAAACGAGGUCGUGUCAAGACGUCGAUGAAUUUCGUUAUAGGCAUCCUUUAUCAAUGUGAACAAUGUAAAUAUCGAUGCUGUAUGUAUGGUGACAUAUGACAAAACAUGGAUUCACAGUUUAUGAUCUCAAAACAAAGCUAUCAAAAUUUUGGUGCUUUCGUACUUUCACAUUUGAUUGCUUCUUUUUAAUACUUGACGACCUACGUGGCCGAGUGGUUUGUACGCUGGGUUUCAUGGUGUCGCCGACUCGAGAGGUCCCCCCGGGUUCGAAUCCCGGUGGGGGCAGAUGUUUGAGUGAUGAAUACGAGCAUUUGUACUCCAGUUAUGGAUGUUUAAUAUGUAUUUCUAUAUAAAUAUACUUACAGUCUAUAUGUACAGUUUAUGUAUUCUAUCCGUUUACCUAGCAUCCCAUAACACAAGGCUUACAGUUAUUUUGGGGCUAGGCUAAUUGGUGUGUGUUUAUAAAAUAAAGAAAAACAAGCCUGGAUACGUGCCUACUGUCACGGUGGAGGAUCAGCAUUCACAGUGAAUAGUGAUUGCGUGAGUGAAGGCGCCUUCUUAGGGCAACUUUUUUUCUAAUAAUAUUUUUUAAGUUCGUACGCGUCCAAUCAAGCACGUCAUUAAAAUCUGAGUUUAAUAUUGAAUUGAAUUUGAAACAGUUGAAAAAUAUGUCAUGUCGUAACCAAUGGUGCUAAUAAAUCUUAUGCUUUACUAGAAAAUAUAAAUCUUACAAAAUGCCAGGAUUUUAAGUUUGAACUUUUUCAGUACAAUUUUGUACUUAUUUUAUUAUUCUCUGUCACCUCGAUAAGGGAAUGUCGUGUAAUUGUAUAAGUAUGUAUUUUAUGAAUUUUGGUUUCAUGAACCUUUAAGAAAAUUGCGUAAUAAACUUCAAGUUAUAGACCUUGGUAGUGCAAUUAGAUUUUAUCGCGUACUUAUCCUUUACUUCAGUCAUAAAAGUUUUAUGUUUCAGAAGGAGUUUGUUUAGGCAAUCCUAAUUUUUAAUUAACUUAGACAAAUGUACUCACGGUUUGCGUUUCGUUGUUAAUAAAGAUAGAGUGGUAUUCCAAAUAAAAUCCGUUUCGAUGGCAGAUAAUCCGAUCAAUGAAACGUGUCGUCUAAAUCACGAAAUGUCGAUGUCGACUCGUCCUGAAUUUGGUUUAUGCCAAAAUUUCGUCAGCAACACGAUUUCACGACAUCUAGGUAGGCACGUGAAUGAGAUCUCUCUCAUUAGAUUACAACUAUGAUAGAAUGACUGUGUUCUUACCUAAUAUAACGGUGCCAACGAAAAGGCUGAGUGUGACUAUGGUGAACGUCGUGAACCUCUGCAAUAAAUUGAAACAGUGAAUUAAUAAAGGCAUUAGUAACACAAGGUAACAAUAGAAAUCAAGAACUUUAGAUUAUGUAAAUU